CUGCCGUACUGACUGACGCCCAGGAUCUCCGGUUUGCAUAAGAACCGAGCGUAUUGUGAAGGAUAUUUCCGCCCCGGGAAGCUUCCUUAGUGACAGUCCUCAUCGGCGGAAGUGCCGACUUGAGUUACGCAGGGGCGCACUAGACGCCUGCAGUCCCUUAACCACAGUAUUACAAGUAGCCAGUAAACAUGCAGCGCCUGGAGGUUCUCAGCCGCCAGCUGACGGCAGCAUGCAUCGGAGAGGACAGGACGCCGCUGCUGGCGACCAGGGAAAUCUACGAGACCAUGCACAAGCGGUCUCUGGAGGACCCUGAGGGCUUCUGGGGCGACAUGGCGCAGGACUACUACUGGCAAGAUAAGUUCCCUGCCCGCGGCCACAUGAAGUAUAACACCGACGUGCGCAAGGGCCCCGUGUCCAUUGAGUUCUACCUCGGCGGCACCACCAACAUCUCGUACAACUGCCUGGAUCGUUGGGUGGCUGCUGGCCGUGGCGACGAGCCCUGUGUGUACUGGGAGGGCAACGAUGAGGACGAGCGCCGCAUUGUGACCUACAAGGAGAUGCUUGAUGAGGUUUGCCGCCUGUCCAACUGGAUGCUGUCCCGCGGCGUCAAGAGGGGCGAUGCCGUGACCAUCUACCUGCCCAUGGUUCCUGAGCUGCCCGCCGCCAUGAUGGCGUGCGCCCGCAUCGGCGCCGUGCACAGCGUCGUGUUCGCCGGUUUCAGCGCCGAGUCCAUGGCGCAGCGCAUCAUGGACUGCAACGGCAAGAUGGUCCUGACUGCCUCGGGCAUCAUGCGCGGCACCAAGCCCGUCCUGCUCAAGGAGAUUGUGGAGGACGCUCUGACCAUCUGCAAGAAGCAGAACCACCAGGUCACCUCGGUGCUGUGCCUGGAGGUUGCCAACGCCGUGCCCGCGUCGAAGACCCCCUUUGACAGCAGCCGCGACAUCUGGUGGGCUGACGUCAUCCCCAAGCAGUCGACCGUCUGCCCGCCCACGUGGCUCAACGCUGAGGACCGCUCCUUCCUGCUCUACACCUCGGGCUCCACCGGCAAGCCCAAGGGUGUGGUGCACACCGUUGGUGGCUACAUGGUGGGCGCUGGCGUCAGCUGCCGCUACCUGUACGACAUGCGCCCCGGCGAUGUGGCCUUCACCACCGCUGACUGCGGCUGGAUUACCGGCCACACCUACCUGGCUUACGGCCCGCUGCUGUGCGGUUGCGCCAUUGUGAUGAUGGGCGGCAUCCCCAACUACCCCGACGGCGGCCGCUGCUGGCGCAUGUGCGAGCGCUACAAGGUUCGCCAGUUCUACACCGCCCCCACGGUGCUGCGCUCGCUGCUGCAGCUGGGCGACAAGUGGCCCAAGGCCAGCAACCUCAAGUCCGUCCGCAUUCUGGCCUCGGCCGGCGAGCCCAUGAACGAGCACGCCUGGCACUGGUUCAACGACAUGAUUGGCGGCAAGAACGCCCCUAUCAUCGACACCUGGUGGCAGACGGAGACUGGCAUGGCCGCCAUCACCCCCCAGCCGGGCGCCUGGAACAACAACAAGCCGGGCUCUGCGGGCAUUCCCUUCUUCGGCAUCUGCCCCGUCGUGCUGGACCCCAACACUGGCAAGGAGAUGCCUCCGGGCCCUGCCGAGGGUGUGCUGGUGCUCAAGGGCGCCUGGCCCUCCAUGAUGCGCACCCUGCACGGCGACCACGACCGCUACGAGCAGGUGUACUUCGUGCCGUACAAGGGCUACUACUUCACCGGGGACGGCUGCCGCCGUGACGCCGACGGCCAGUACUGGAUCACCGGCCGUGUGGAUGACGUCAUCAACGUCUCGGGCCACCGCAUCGGCACUGCCGAGGUGGAGUCGGCGCUCACGGAGCACCCCGACUGCGCUGAGGCCGCCGUCAUCGGGGUGGACCACCCGCUCAAGGGCCAGGCGAUCUACGCCUUCGUGACCGUGUGCAGCCCCGAGAAGCAGACCGCGGCGAUGCGCAAGGUCCUCAACGACCACGUGCGCAAGGCCAUCGGACCUUUCGCUGUGCCCGAGGUGAUCCACUGGGCCCCCGGCCUGCCCAAGACCCGCAGUGGCAAGAUCAUGCGCCGCGUGCUGCGCAAGAUCGCUUCUCACGAGGAGAAGGAGCUCGGCGACAUCUCCACCCUGGCGGACCCUGGCGUCGUGGAGACGCUGAUCAGCCUGCGCGGCAAGUAAGCGGCUGGGUGAGUGCUGGCCGGCUGGCUGGUUGGACUGGCCUCGCCAUGUCGACUUCUGCGAAAUCAAACCCAAGUUGACGCUCACUGGCCUCUUCAGGACGCAGUUGCGAAUAGAUUGUGAUUUCGGGAUACACAGUGAGCGGCCUUCCGGUCUCGUUGUAUGCGUGCUUCGGGUUAGCGGUUCUGGCAUGGAGUCCCUGCGCGCUUGGCAGCUAGCUGCUAAGCAAGUGGUUGCUCUGGUGCCUGAGCCAAGCUUAUAUAAAGUGGAGGAAUUUUUUUGCUGUUCUCGGGUGUUUCUGUGCGGAGUCCUAACUGCCACGCCUAUUUUGGAAGGUGAUUUGUCUUGUGAACUUGGCUGGCAGCAGUCUUACCCCCGUUAAUGUGUGGAAGACCCGCCUCUAUGCGACCGCUCGAACAAUUUUGCGCUGUUGGAAAGCCGCUGAGAGCCAUGGAAGACGAGAUGUGUUGAUGAUGCGGUGGGUAGACAUGCCGGAACACCUUCGUGCUGGAGCGCGUGCGCCGGGCUGGAUGGCGUACAGCGUGAAUAGCACGAUGUACAACAUUUGUCUGUCCUAAAAUUUGUGCUGUCACUGAAUACCAAUCACAGUCGUGGCCGUCAGCGUGGGCCGCAAUUGGUCUUCCAGUGCGGCUACUCGUAUACUAGCGUCUGGGGGCUAGUAACCCUAGUUGCAUGAGGAGACGUUUAGUGGUUGUAGUUUCAUGAUAGUUCGAUUUAAAAAUAUGUGGGUUCUCGUUGCUUUCUGCGUUCACGCAAGCCCCUCUUCGUGCUGCAAUGCAUACACAGAUUGCAGUGCAAGGAUGUGGGUCUCGAGACGAGCGUCGCCGUACUGUUUUAGUCGGGGCCAUGGGCCUUUGCGGCGGCC
Astrephomene gubernaculifera is the source of this 3078-nucleotide messenger RNA. Lineage: Eukaryota; Viridiplantae; Chlorophyta; Chlorophyceae; Chlamydomonadales; Astrephomenaceae. The record is from the annotation of a GenBank genome assembly.